Molecule: messenger RNA, 5615 nt
Organism: Oncorhynchus tshawytscha (Chinook salmon)
Lineage: Eukaryota; Metazoa; Chordata; Actinopteri; Salmoniformes; Salmonidae
Product: arrestin domain-containing protein 3
Exons: 7
Coding region: 227-1468 (413 amino acids)
Biological process (GO): protein transport
Cellular component (GO): cytoplasm
Source: RefSeq, a predicted model, not a curated record
AAAGUUCCUUGUCUUUGACUAGAGACCAACGCGCGGAAGGGCGGACGAUAGCAGCACUUACUGCUGUUAUUAGCCUUCACAUCUCAAUGAACUAUUGUCAAAGAAUGCACUGAUCAUGCCCACUGCUUUUGCAGGGCAAAAAUAUUGAUCAGUGUUAGAAUAGUGCAUUUUUUCUUAUGAGAUUAUUUUUCAUAGAUUUUUAUUUGUAGGUAGAUAUUUUUCCACCAUGGUGCUAGGAAAGGUAAAGAGCUUCACCGUAAGCUACGACUGUCUCAAUGACAGCAAUGUCCCCGUUUUCGCAAGCGGGGAUUCGGUCUCAGGUAGGGUUAUCAUCGAAGUCACCGGAGAAAUCCGUGUGAAAUCUCUUAAAAUUCAAGCAAAGGGAUUUGCAAAAGUUCGUUGGACUGAAUCCCGAAAUGCUGGAUCUAACACUGCCUAUACGCAAAAUUACACAGAAGAAGUGGAAUAUCUAAACCAUAGAGACAUCCUAAUUGGACAUGAAAGAGAUGAGGACAACUCAGAAGAAGGUCUCACCACUAUCCAUUCAGGAAGACACGAGUAUGCAUUCAGCCUUGAGCUUCCACAGACACCUCUGGCUACCUCGUUGGAAGGGAAGCACGGCAGUGUGCGUUACUGGGUGAAGGCCGAGCUACACAGGCCAUGGUUUCUGCCCAUGAAGACCAAGAAAGAAUUUACAGUGUUUGAACACAUCGACAUAAACACUCCUUUACUCCUGUCACCCCAGGCAGGUACGAAAGACAAGACUUUAUGCUGCUGGUUCUGCACCUCAGGUCCAAUCUCCUUAAGUGCCAAAAUCGAAAGGAAGGGAUAUACCCCAGGAGAGUCAAUUCAGAUCUUUGCCGAGAUCGAGAAUUGUUCCUCUCGCAUGGUCGUGCCAAAGGCAGCCAUUUACCAAACACAGACCUUUAAAGCCAAAGGUAAACUGAAGGAGGUCAAACAGCUGGUGGCCAACCUCCGAGGGGAGUCGCUGUCCUCUGGCAAGACGGAGACGUGGAGUGGCAAAAUGCUGAAGAUCCCCCCCGUCUCUCCCUCCAUCUUGAACUGCAGCAUCAUCCGAGUGGAGUAUUCUCUCAUGGUGUACGUGGACAUCCCCGGAGCCAUGAACCUGUCUCUGAACCUGCCACUGAUCAUCGGCACCAUCCCGCUGCACCCCGUUGGCAGCCGCACCUCCAGUGUCAGCAGCCAGUGCAGCAUGACCAUGAGCUGGCUAGGCAUGACCCUGCCAGAGCGCCCUGAAGCCCCACCAAGCUAUGCCGAGAUCAUGACAGAGGAGCAGAGACGGAGCCUGGAGGUGACCUCAGCCAGGGAUGAGUUGGAGGGAUCACUCUUUGCCUACAUCCAGGAGUUCCGCUUCCAGCCCCCUCCUCUCUACUCUGAGGUUGAUCCCAAUCCUGAUCAAGCCAGCCGGACAGAGGAGAGAAGAUCUGACACCUGUCCAUCACGCUGAAGGAAACUCAGAGCCCCGCCCGGAGAUGUUUCGGGCGUUACUAGUCGGCUCUGUUUUUGUUUUAUCCCCCCCAGCGACAGCGUUCGCAUGCCGCCGUCGAUGUUGAGAGAAAACAAAACAAAGAAACAAACAUGGAUGAUACCACGGUUGAACGAAGCCCCUCCCACAGAGAGAGUCACAGGAAGUCAGUACAGGAAGACUUCCUGGCAGCCUGCCUGGCCGGGGCAUGGCUAGACAAACACACACCUGACCUGUGUAAAAAGAAACCCCUGUAGUGGAGACAGCCUUGGUGGAGUGAUGAUGCCGUGCCAGGGCCCUGUCUGCCUAUAGCUCUUAAUAUCCUGCUUUCUUCUGUAACCAUGGCAUACAGACAUGGCUCUCACACAGAGCAGAACUGUCAUGUCGAAAUCUGAGCAGAAAAAAAAGAAGAAACAGGAAGAAGAGAAAACAAUAUAAGCACCACUGUCUGAAGAGCUGAGCAGCAGAGAGACUACCUUCUUCCUGUCUGAAGAGCUGAGCAGCAGAGAGACUACCUUCUUCCUGUCUGGAGAGCUGAGCAGCAGAGAGACUACCUUCUUCCUGUCUGAAGAGCUGAGCAGCAGAGAGACUACCUUCUUCCUGUCUGAAGAGCUGAGCAGCAGAGAGACUACCUUCUUCCUGUCUGAAGAGCUCAGCAGCAGAGAGACUACCUUCUUCCUGUCUGAAGAGCUCAGCAGCAGAGAGACUACCUUCUUCCUGUCUGGAGAGCUGAGCAGCAGAGAGACUACCUUCUUCCUGUCUGAAGAGCUGAGCAGCAGAGAGACUACCUUCUUCCUGUCUGAAGAGCUCAGCAGCAGAGAGACUACCUUCUUCCUGUCUGAAGAGCUCAGCAGCAGAGAGACUACCUUCUUCCUGUCUGGAGAGCUCAGCAGCAGAGAGACUACCUUCUUCCUGUCUGAAGAGCUCAGCAGCAGAGAGACUACCUUCUUCCUGUCUGAAGAGCUCAGCAGCAGAGAGACUACCCUCCACCUGUCUGAAGAGCUGAGCAGCAGAGAGACUACCCUCCUCCUAUCUGAAGAGCUCAGCAGCAGAGAGACUACCCUCCUCCUGUCUGAAGAGCUCAGCAGCAGAGAGACUACCCUCCACCUAUCUGAAGAGCUCAGCAGCAGAGAGACUACCCUCCUCCUGUCUGAAGAGCUCAGCAGCAGAGAGACUACCCUCCUCCUGUCUGAAGAGCUCAGCAGCAGAGAGACUACCCUCCUCCUGUCUGAAGAGCUCAGCAGCAGAGAGGCUACACUCCACCUGUCUGAAGAGCUGAGCAGCAGAGAGACUACCCUCCUCCUGUCUGAAGAGCUCAGCAGCAGAGAGACUACCCUCCUCCUGUCUGAAGAGCUCAGCAGCAGAGAGACUACCCUCCUCCUGUCUGAAGAGCUCAGCAGCAGAGAGACUACCCUCCUCCUGUCUGAAGAGCUCAGCAGCAGAGAGACUACCCUCCUCCUGUCUGAAGAGCUCAGCAGCAGAGAGACUACCCUCCUCCUGUCUGAAGAGCUCAGCAGCAGAGAGACUACCCUCCUCCUAUCUGAAGAGCUCAGCAGCAGAGAGACUACCCUCCUCCUGUCUGAAGAGCUCAGCAGCAGAGAGACUACCCUCCUCCUGUCUGAAGAGCUCAGCAGCAGAGAGACUACCCUCCUCCUGUCUGAAGAGCUCAGCAGCAGAGAGACUACCCUCCUCCUGUCUGAAGAGCUCAGCAGCAGAGAGACUACCCUCCUCCUGUCUGAAGAGCUCAGCAGCAGAGAGACUACCCUCCUGUCUCAUGAGGGAUUUUUGCACAUGUUAUUCUUGGCUUAAGUUGUGUAGUUCCGUUUUGAAGAAGAAAAAAUGAUCCCUAAUGUUUUUUUCAGCCUAGUAACAUGCUGGACGAAAGAGACUGCAGGCUUAACGCCUAGACUCCUUAUCCGCACAACUUCGAACAACGCAGAGAACAUAGAUACUUGGGGGAACGCAAGACUGAAAAGGACAGAAACGAUGCACUGACCUUGUUUAAUCUGUUUUAAGAUGUUCUUUUUCUUGGUCACAUUUCCUUAAUGACGUGUAGACAGGACUUGAAAGCAGCAGCACACUCUCCAUUCAAAAGCUAUUGUUCAAUGUCUCCUCAGUUGGCUUCCUUUUUACUUUACUAGAUUCUGUCUUUUGAUUUAGUUCCCAACUUAGAAUGCCUUCGAUCCAAUCAUAUGUUGCUUUGUGUUUAUGUUGCAUUGUGUUCUGGAGAAGAGGAGCCUCAGGCCAGCACUUGCCACUCAAGUAGAGCAUUAGCUGCAGAGACUUGUCAGUGUGUGUAUGAGUAUGCGUGCGUGUGGAAUGCCCAUCCUCAGUGUCCCCGUCCCUCUACUCACAGCACAGAGUGACGCAGGCUUACAUACUGGCAAAAAAACACUGUAAUAGGUGGUCUUCUCACUUGGCAAAAAACCCCAAGAUGUUUUAAUUGCACUGUUUGAAAUAGUAAAAGGAGGAUUUCUCAUAUUUUAAAAUAGUAUAUUACCAAAACAAGAGAGAAGAGGAAUACACAGAACAGCAAGGUAGCUACCGAAGACCAACAACAUUCCCUUUUUGUCCAUACUUCACUUGCCGACUUCAUUCACCAACUACUUCAUUUUCCAGACCAGUGAAGACUGAAAUGCUAGAAUUAUAUAUCUAAAAAAAAGUAAGAGUACAUGGUUUGAUCUGCUUCUAAAAAUGGGGCAGAUGCAAACCCAGCCUAGCAAACUACUGGGGAAUAAUGGAGGCUGGUGGGAGGAGCUAUAGGAGGAUGGGCUCGUUGUAAUGGCUGGAAUUAAUGGAAGGGUAUCAAACAUAUAGAAACCACAUGUUUGACCCCGUUCCUUUUAUUCCAUUCCAGCCAUUACAAUAAGCCCCUCCUAUAGUUCCUCCCACCAGCCUCCACUAUGUUAGAUGUUGCUAAAGCUCCACUCAAACUGGCCAGAACAAAUAGUGGUAGGUUGACAUGAGUAAUACAUUGGUUUUCAAACUCAUUCAACACCUAGACCAGCUAGACCAGAGCUCUGGCAUCGUCUUAAGGAGGCACUUUUUGAUAAUAAAAACAAACAAACUAGCAUUGAUGGUGGGAGGUCUGUAAAAAGUCUGGUAACACAUAAUACUUUCUGUUGAGAAAUGUAGUCAAGCAGUGUUGUGAUGGACAUGAAUGCAUUAUUUCAUCUUCUAAGAUUAGAGACUUUUUAAAAAAGUUUACAGUUUUGAAUUAGUUGACACAAGUGUGUAUGUUAUGUUUUUGUGCUCUGUUAAGAUCCAGCUAGCAAAUAUAAGGAUACUGCUUACAGUAACAACAAACUAGGAAUUCAAGUGAUCUUAUCUUAGUGGCCUUGACACAGAUCUGACCUAAUUAUGAUGCUUCAUUAUCGAAUGUCUAAACAAUUUACAACCUUACUCUUUUUUUUCUCUUUUCUGUGUCUGUAUGUAUUAGUCAUUUUAAGUUUGUCAAAGGAACAAAAAAGGGAAGAAAAAAAUAGUCCGUAAAAGAAAAGAAAUGACGAUCCCUGGAUGAGCCUUUUUGAUUGUGCAUUUGUAUGAAUGUCUUUACUGAUGGCUUGGCUAGAUAAUGUACUAGGGUAUUGAUGGUUUGUUUUCCAGUCAGACAACCCCAUUUAGUUCAGUUCUACUCACCUCUCAGCUUCAUGGAACAGCUGUGGAUCAGCAACCUUCCCUCCCCCACUGAGAAUGAAUCAGGUAACAAGUGGAAUAGAUCGAUAUUCUAAGAUAAAAUCCCUCUCACUUAUUUUUGUGUUUUUUUUUUUGUUGCUUUGAUUUUUAUCUUAGGGAAUCUGUAUCGAGUUAAAAGAAAAAUGAAUAAGCUUAAAUCAGUUUCAGGUUGGUCGAUUCUAUAGUCCGUUGUUUGGUGUAGUCAGUGUAGUCCAGUGUUAAGUGAGGAAUCAAAAUGCUAAGAAUGGGAAAGUUGAUCUAAAAUAUUUUAGAAACAAAGUGCAAUAUUACUCAUUUGAAUGUGUUUUAUUCUCUAUUUGUAAAUCUAAUUUCUCCUUUGUCUUUACAGUUUGUUGGGCAUGAUCGUCUAUAGAUAUUGUAUGAAUAUCCUGAAUGAUUGUAACCAUUUUGUCUAGUUAUUCUUUUGAGUUUAAUAAACUUUUGUAAAAAAUCA